Phascolarctos cinereus (koala) is the source of this 2980-nucleotide messenger RNA. Its product is annotated as tyrosine-protein phosphatase non-receptor type 11-like. Lineage: Eukaryota; Metazoa; Chordata; Mammalia; Diprotodontia; Phascolarctidae. Gene Ontology annotation, molecular function: receptor tyrosine kinase binding; non-membrane spanning protein tyrosine phosphatase activity; cell adhesion molecule binding. Gene Ontology annotation, cellular component: cytoplasm. The record is from RefSeq and is a predicted model, not a curated record. Gene Ontology annotation, biological process: protein dephosphorylation; positive regulation of ERK1 and ERK2 cascade.
AGUCAGAAUUUCAAAAAAGAAAGUGCACAAAAGCUGCUUUUUUCUUUCUAGCGAAGUGCACUUGGGAAACAUGACCGAGCCUGUGGACCGCUCAGCGGAGCCAGGCUGGACACCGCUCUUAGAGGCGGCUCCCUUCCACUUUUUAGGAAACCAGAUUGGGGUGGUGCGGCUCCUUUAAGGGCCGCGGACUCGAUAACUACGGACCGGGCUCUGGAGCCGGGGGAAGUGUGGCCCUCGGUGGGAGGGAGGGACCUCCCGCGGCGGCCACGUGGUUCCAGAGCCCAUAUAAGGUUAAAGGAGGCGGAGAUUCCUGGAGAAAAAAGGCGUGACACGGCCAUAUGCGGCCCAGAGGGGGCGGGGCCUGGUGGCCGGCCGGGGCGGGGCCGAGGCGGGCAGGGCUGUGGCCCGGCCGCGACUGUCCACAGAGCGUGUAAGGGGCGCCUAAACCGGGGUCCCGGGUGGUAGAGACAUGACUUCCCGCAGGUGGUUUCACCCCAACAUCAGUGGGCUGGAGGCUGAGAAGCUCCUUCUCACCCGAGGCGUACAUGGCAGCUUUCUGGCCCGGCCAAGCAAAAGCAACCCUGGUGACUUUACCCUUUCAGUCAGGCGAAAUGAGGAGGUGACCCACAUUAAAAUCCAGAACUCGGGGGAUUACUAUGACCUCUAUGGGGGUGAGAAGUUUGCCACACUGGCUGAGCUGGUGCAAUACUACACAGAACAGCACGGCCUGCUGCGGGAGAAGAAUGGGGACGUCAUUGAGCUCAGAUACCCCCUCAACUGCCAGGACCCAACAUCUGAGAGGUGGUACCAUGGACACCUCUUCGGCAAGGAGGCUGAGAAGCUGCUGACAGAGAAGGGCAAACCUGGGAGCUUCUUAGUACGAGAGAGUCAGAGCAAGCCCGGGGACUUUGUGCUGUCUGUCCUCACCCAGGAGCUGGACAAGCUAGAAGGUGGUGACCGCCGGCCCCGGGUCACCCACGUCAUGAUCCGCUUCCAGGUGGAUGGCAAGUACGACGUGGGCGGAGGCGAGCGGUUUGACACCCUGACGGACCUCGUGGAGCACUAUAAGAAGAACCCCAUGGUGGAGAAAUCAGGGGCUGUUGUGCAUCUCAAACAGCCAUUCAACGCCACCAGGAUAAAUGCUGCUAACAUUGAGAACCGGGUCCGAGAGCUCAACAAGACGGCAGACCAGAGUGAGAAGGCCAAGCAGGGAUUCUGGGAGGAGUUCGAGAUGCUGCAGCAGCAGGAAUGUAAACUUUUGUACCCCCGGAAGGAGGGGCAGCGCCCUGAAAACAAAGCCAAAAACCGCUACAAGAACAUUCUCCCCUUCGACACUACCCGCGUUACCCUGAGAGAUGUGGAUGGGAGUGUGCCAGGUGCUGACUACAUCAAUGCCAACUACAUUAAGAGCAUCCCUGAGGAUGGGCAGAGCCAGGAACCUGCGAAGGUAUACAUAGCCACCCAGGGCUGCCUGCAGACCACAGUCAAUGACUUCUGGGCCAUGGUGUACCAGGAGAACACGCAUGUCAUCGUCAUGACAACAAAGGAGAUGGAGCGAGGACGAAACAAGUGUUUCCGCUACUGGCCAGAUCAGCACUGUAUGAAGGACUACGGCUUUGUGCGUGUGCGCCAUGUAGCAGAGAGGGAGGCUCAAGGCUACUAUGUGCGGGAGCUGGAGAUGGGGCGCACAGACAGGGAGGAGCAGCCAAGGAAGGUAACACAUUACCAGUACUUCAGCUGGCCAGACCAUGGGGUCCCCAUGGAGCCUGGUGGUGUUCUUAGCUUCCUGGACCAGGUGAACCAGGCUCAGAGCAGCGUCCCAGGCUCUGGUCCCAUUGUCGUGCACUGCAGUGCUGGCAUUGGACGCACGGGCACCAUCAUCGUGAUUGACAUCCUGGUGGACACCAUUCGCAGGCAGGGGCUGGACUGUGAUAUUGACAUCCCCAGGACCAUCCAGCGGGUACGACAGCAGCGCUCUGGGAUGGUGCAGACUGAAGCCCAGUAUAAGUUUGUCUAUAUGGCCGUGCAGAGGCAUAUUGAAGGGGAGCAGUGGAGGCUGCAGGAGGAGCAGCGCAAUAGGCGGAAGGAGCGGGAAUAUCUAAACAUUCGCUCCCAGCCCUCGGACCCCUCCAGAAGCAAAGGGCUGUCACCCUCCAGGGCACAGUCUGUGGUGAGCGAGGAUUCUGCCUGCAUCUAUGAAAACCUGAAUGUUAGGGCCCCCUCAGUAUCUGGACUAAGCAACAUGGGAAGAUAAGGCUGAGGUCUCACAGGGCUGGUCAUGUUCACAUCUGUCCAUCUAUCUGUCCAUCCUCUCCUCCUGCUGAAGCAAAGUCCUCUGAGCAGUGACUGCAGCCUGUAGCAGGAAGUCAUCUGGGAGGCAAGGGGAAGAGCAUUAACUGUGCUCCCCUUGCUCUGGCAACACCAGACUGGCUACAGGCUUUUCUUGGUUGGGGGGGGGGUUUAAAAAGAAAAAAAUGGAAUUUUUUUGGAGGGGGGUUGUUUUGUAAAAAAAAAUAUGUUAGAGUGAUUUCUAGGGACAAGAUCUUUUCAAGAAGAUAUAUUCUGGAGGGGCUGGGAUCCCCCUUUCUCAGACCAUACUCUCCCCCAUCCCUUUCCUUGUGAGAUCAAGCUAGGCUGGGGCCUAGGGAGGGAAGGGCCAGCCCCAUCCUCCCUGUUUGUUUCAGCAGCUGAACCCUGUACCAGGAAGAAGCAGGAACAGCUCAGGGGAAAACUACCCUUCUGACUGACAGGGGUGGGGUGGGGUAGGGUGUGUGUGUGUGUGUGUGUGUGUGUGUGUGUGUGUUCACAUGGAGGGGGUCUGUUUGGAUCUUCUGGUGUGUGUUUCUUUGUGUAACUGAAUGUGUAUGACACUGAACCUUUGAAUGUGUAAUAUGGGUUUGAUAGGUGUGCACUGUUUGCCGUGUGUCUGUGACUGCGUGUGGGGAGUGUGUGUGUGUGUAUCUGUGUGAGUCACUUAGCC